Messenger RNA from Pseudogymnoascus verrucosus, 678 nucleotides. RefSeq lists its product as uncharacterized. The transcript has a single exon. NCBI's taxonomy places the organism in Eukaryota, Fungi, Ascomycota, Leotiomycetes, Thelebolales, Thelebolaceae. Bases 1 to 678 code for a protein of 225 amino acids. Gene Ontology annotation, molecular function: protein binding. The record is from RefSeq and is a predicted model, not a curated record.
AUGUUCGGACACGCAGCGGUUGUCGAGUUGCUUCUUGCCCAGGACGGUGUCGACCCGGAUGCUGAAGAUGAUAACUCUGAGACGCCGCUGGUAUUGGCUGCGAUGUACGGCCACGACGCCGUGGUCAAACUGCUGCUCAAUACUGGCAGAGUCGUUCCCGAAUUCAAAGACGCGAAAUAUGGCCGAACGCCGUUAUCGUGGGUAGCGGAGAAAGGGAAUGCGGCCGCUGUAGAGAUGCUGCUUGGAAUAGAUGGCAUUGAUCCGGACUCGAAGUCCGCUGGAUCCUGGAACAAGAACCGGACGCCACUGUCUUACGCAACGGAAAGGGGGCAUCAGACUGUGGUUGAGCUCCUGAUGGCUACCGGCCGUGUUAACCUGGAUUUCAAAGAUAACGACGGCCGGACCCCUCUGUCAUAUGCGAUCGCAGAAGCCCAAACAGGAACAAUCCAUUUCCUGCUAAGAUACGGCGCCAGCCCCACAACCAUUGAUAUCCAGCAGAAGGGCCUAUUACACCACGCGAUCGUUAAUGUGAAUUGCGCACUUGACAUCGUGAAGAAACUUCUGAUGCUCGGUGCGCCAACGAAUUUAGUGGAUAUUGACAAUAUGACACCGUUACGUCACACGGUUAGAUUCAAUCGACAGGAUAUCGCUGAAUUGCUUAUCCAAAAUGGGGAAUAA